This is a messenger RNA of Fusarium oxysporum Fo47, 2196 nucleotides long. Its product is annotated as FAD-dependent oxidoreductase. The record is from RefSeq and is a predicted model, not a curated record. Lineage: Eukaryota; Fungi; Ascomycota; Sordariomycetes; Hypocreales; Nectriaceae. The coding region runs from base 1 to 2196 and encodes 731 amino acids. The transcript is spliced from 5 exons. Gene Ontology annotation, molecular function: FAD binding.
AUGAAGAACAUAUCCGAACGGACAGUAAUAAUUGCGGGAGGAGGUAUAUCCGGCCUUUCCCUCGCCAGUAUGCUAGAAAGGGCGGGCAUACGCUACGUCUUAUUGGAAUCUCAUGACAAAAUCGCACCUCAGGUUGGUGCAAGUAUUGGUCUUCAGUCAAGCGGACUCCGGAUCCUUGAUCAACUUGGUUGCGCCGAUGAGCUUAUGUCAUUAGUCGACAUCCCACUAAAUAAUACCUAUAUACGAUACCCCGAUGGUUCAGUGAUCAGGCAUCAUAGCAGUGUCCAAGAUCAUUUGAUUGAGAGACACGGCUAUCCCACUAUCUUUAUCGACAGGCAAAUGCUGAUGCAGGUUCUCUACGAUAAGCUCGAAUCAAAAGCCUCAGUAUACCCUGGGCAGAAAGUAGUUUCAGUUCUGGAGCUACAUAACGGCAUCCAAGUUACGACAGAUAAGGGGAGGGUUUUUGAAGGAGACAUCCUAGUUGGGGCCGAUGGGAUUUACAGUACUGUUCGAAAGGAAAUGUGGUGCAUCGCGAAUGAGACAUCACCCAGAUACUUUCCUGCUGACGAGUGGUCAAGCGUACCUUGCUAUUACAAGUGCAUCUUCGGCAUCUCACGUCCCAUCGAGGAGCUUGCGAAGGGUAGUCACUAUGUAUACAACGGCAACUUCUCCUACCUAGUUUUGGUUGGACCCGGUGGAAAGUUUUACUGGUUUCUCUUCGUCAAAUUGCCUUUUACUUUGUACGGCCAUGAUAUUCCGAGGUAUACAAAGGCCGACGAAGAGAAUCUGGCUCUGCAACAUGCUUCCGAUCAGAUCACAACCCAGGUUACCUUUGGUCAACUUUAUGCAGCAAGAACUAGCUCUACUCUGACACCACUCCAUGAAUACGUAUUCGAAAAGUGGCAUUACAAACGCAUCAUUACCAUCGGCGAUGCGGCUCACAAGUUUGAGCCUCUGACUGGUCACGGCGGUAAUUCUGCCAUUGAGACUGCCGCAUCUCUUGUGAACCACUUGAUGUCAGACGAGUGCGCAGACUGGAGCAAUGCACAGAUCGAAGCUGCCUUCACCGCCGUACAGGAUGAACGUUUCGAGAGGGUACAGUGGCUCGUCAACGAUGCCCACAAGACGCAGCAAAUGCAGGCUAUGGCAACACCUUUCCUAGCAACUAUUGGUCCAAUCUUGGCUCGUCUAACAAACACACAAACUGUACUUCAACUAGGCGCUCGCAAAAUCAUUGGGGCAACACGGAUCAAGGGAAUUCCUGUACCUCAACGAGAACACACAAUCCCAUUCAACGAUGAGCUACCUUGUCGUCCUCUUUCUUGGAGCUGGCUUCCCAUAGGUCUAGGGGUACUAAGUCAGGCAGCGUUAUUCCGCCUCGCGACUCAGAUUCUUGGACCAUUUAAGAUUCCUACCACUUUCGGCGGCGAGUCUCUAGUGAAGUAUUACACAGGGUUUAAAAUCGUGGAUAAGAUCUUGAAAAACUUGGUUGCUGUUUUUGGAGUUCCUCUUGCUUCGAAUAACAUGGCGGCGAACCUGCAGUGGGUUUCUUUCACGCCGCUGUUGUUCUCGACUACACUUGACUGGACCUUGGAGAGUUACCGCGUCGGUUCGAAAGGUCUCAUAACUUCCUUUUCGUCGAUUUUCAGCACUAUCUACCAAGUGAAGGCGGUCGGACGUAUUGCACCUUUGUACCAUUUAAUUUCAGUGUGCGAGCAUAUCUUCGGGGGUUUCAUCAGCUCGAUUAGCGAUCAUUUGGUUGAAAAGGAAGUCGUCGAAUCGUUUGUGCCUAGCAUCACCCUCGGAUAUAUCAUACCCACUGCGUUGAUGCUCUGGCCCUUCAAGAACAAGGCCGCUUGGCAGAGGUUUACUGCGCUUUGGCAGCCAUUCCCUGUUUACGUCGGUCUCAUGACUUCCGGUCUCUCGACAAUUCUAAGCAGACACCGGGCCAGAAACGCAGCAACUCAGACUCGGCUGAAAACCUCGAAAGAGAGUUGCGGCCCCAGGAAGCGAAAGGCCGAAACCCAUUCGCUACUGAGAUCUGUUUACGCGGUGGGAACUGCAGCUACAGCACUUGUCCAUUUCUAUACACUUUACCGCACAGCAUCAAGUCCACACCUCAGCUUUUCGGGUGUUUUCGGUAGUAUCAGAUACUUAGUGUCUAUUUCUACCGGACUCUUGAUCUGCGACGCUUAG